AUGGGAAUCUUCUACAACCCAGAGAGAAUGAUCCUAUUUUUUAGAAAAUGGAGAACUGAAAAUGCAGUGGUGAAGGGAUGGUUGAUUAAUUCAAUGGAUCCAAAACUGAUCGGCAACUACAUUAGAUUCCCAACGGCGAAAGCAGUAUGGGAUGCAAUUGCUACAACAUAUUUUGAUGGCGCCGACACCUCGCAAGUUUAUGAUCUCAAGAGGAAGGUGACUAGGCUCAAACAAGGUGGAGGAUCUAUCGAGACAUACUAUAACAAUCUUCAAGGCCUAUGGAGAGAAAUCGAUUUUCGCUGCCCGAAUCCGAUGCAAUGUGAAAUUGAUAUACAGAGGUAUAAUUCUAUUUUACAGGAGGAUAGAGUUUAUACAUUCUUGGAUGGACUAGAUGAUCAUCUUGACAAGAUUAGAGGAGAUGUGCUCCAAAUUCAGCCAUUUCCUACAGUAGAGCAGGCUUAUGCACAUGUUCGCCGGGAAGAUCUAAGGCAAGCAGUGAUGUUGACAAAAGGAGAUACCACACCCAGUGCUGUUAUGCUCUCAAAAGGUGGACAGAAAUCACAGCAGCAACCUUCACUUCAGAUUUUGUCCAAUGGAAAGCUUAACACAUGGACAAAGUCAAAGUCACAAGCAGAGGGAGGGGGUUGCACACACUGCGAGACUCAUGGUCGAGUCGCACUCGUGAACACUAAAUCUCAACUAUCCCUUAUACCACAAGAGGACUCCUUUCCUGCUGUUGCAAACAAAUCCGUGGCUCUUAAUGAUCCAGGCCAAGCUACUAAGGAACUGAAUUGUUGUGCACUAAUGUAUCCGAGUUUCUGUUUGUUCCAGGAUAUUCUCACCAAGGAGAUUAUUGGUCGUGGUACUAAAAGAGGAGGGUUGUACUACAUGAAUGAUUUAAGCUUCGGCCGGGCAAAUAAUGUGCAUCGAACUGGUGACAAAGAACGACAGAUUUGGUUGUGGCAUCGUCGACUAGGGCAUCCAUCGUUUUCUUACUUAAAGCGUUUGUGUCCAAAUGAUUGCACACGUAUGACUUGGCUUUAUGUGAUGAAAAAUAAGAAUGAGGUGUUUGGAAUUUUUCGUUCUUUCCAUAAUAUGAUCAAGACACAAUUUUCUGCUAAACUCCAAAUUCUUCGAUCUGAUAAUGGCGGAGAGUAUGACAAUAAUGAGUUACGAGAAUAUUUCCAAGCACAUGGUCUUUGUCAUGAAACCACUUGUUCUCAAACACCACAACAAAAUGGUGUUGCGGAGCGAAAAAGUAGACAUAUCCUCGAAACAGCCCGAGCCUUUUUAACAGCAGCACAUGCACCCCGACGGUAUUGGGCAGAUGUAGUUGGUACUGCUGUUUACUUGCUGAAUCAAAUGCCAUCUCGAGUCUUAGACUUUGAAACUCCUCUACAAGCUCUUGCUCAUCAUGUGUCAUUGCCUUCUGUCUUGAUGCUUCCGCCACGAAUAUUUGGUUGUCUUGCUUAUGUUCAUCUUCAUAAAAACCAGCGAACAAAGCUUGAUGUAUGUGCUGUUCAUUGUGUUUUUCUGGGGUACGCAACACAUAAGAAAGGCUAUAGGUGCUAUGAUCCCACUACCAAAUGUCUUUAUACCAUGAUGGAUGUCACUUUUCUCGAAUCUGAAACUUUCUUUUCAAAACAAGGUUCCCAUUCUUCUCUUCAGGGGGAACUAUUAUGUGAAGAACAGAAUGUGGACAAUUGGGAGAACUGGCCAGGCUUUGAAGAUACAAACUUGGAGGUAAAUCAAAUUGAUGAAAUUCAAUUAAGGUAUGAUGACACUGAUCUGGUUGGAACUCUCUCAUUCCCAGAGGCUUCUAUAGAACAAGGAGAAGAAAAUGAUGAUGCCAAGGCUAGGAGUGAACAAAAGCAAACCACUGAGCAAGAGCAACCCACUCCUCAUUCUUUAGUACCAAACGAUCACUCUCCUGAGAAUACUCCUGAGGUACAAUCUCUAAACUCUUCUCCUAGUAAUACUAUAGAUGAUUUUGUUGGCUACAAAUUACCUUUCAGAUACAACCGUGGUAAGCCACCAAAUAGAUACUCACCAGACCAUGGAGAAAAGAAGAAGAAGUAUCCAAUUGCCAACCAUAUUUGCACCUAG
This is a messenger RNA of Cornus florida, 2106 nucleotides long. RefSeq lists its product as uncharacterized. Gene Ontology annotation, molecular function: nucleic acid binding. Gene Ontology annotation, biological process: DNA integration. The record is from RefSeq and is a predicted model, not a curated record. The coding region runs from base 1 to 2106 and encodes 701 amino acids. Lineage: Eukaryota; Viridiplantae; Streptophyta; Magnoliopsida; Cornales; Cornaceae. The transcript is spliced from 4 exons.